Lactuca sativa (garden lettuce) is the source of this 495-nucleotide messenger RNA. It is a transcript of the gene TIM13, whose product is annotated as translocase of the inner mitochondrial membrane 13. NCBI's taxonomy places the organism in Eukaryota, Viridiplantae, Streptophyta, Magnoliopsida, Asterales, Asteraceae. The record is from RefSeq and is a predicted model, not a curated record.
AACAAAAACUAGGGUUUAUAGAUACAUAUACACCGGAAAUAGCAAAAGAUAGACACAUAAAUGGAUUCAUUCUCGUCGCCGUCGAGCUCGUCGCCGUCAUCUCAGAUGUCUACCGAAGACUUCAUGGAUCAGCUUAAAGUUCAACUUGCUCAGGCCUAUGCCGAGGAAUUCCUGGAGACUGUUCGGGGGAAGUGCUUUGACAAAUGUAUCACUAAACCAGGCAGCAGUUUGAGUGGGGGAGAAAGCAGCUGCAUUUCAAGGUGUGUGGAUCGCUAUAUAGAGGCCACUGGAAUCAUUAGCAGAGCCCUUUUUAAUUCACAACGCUAAAACAACGUUUUUUAAAACAUAAGAUUCAUGUUUCUUAGUAGGAAGUGAUUGAUGAUGAUAUGCACUCUGUUUUUUGAUUCAACUAAGUUUUUUAUUUAUGUAUUUGGUCAUAAAGUGCAUGUUGAGGCUUUAACUACACCAUAUUAUGAAUGGAUGAUUUUUCAUAUA